AUGGCGGCCCCCGGACGAUCACGUUUACAGUAUUUACUGCAUCUUGCACAAGAUAAUUUAGACUUCAGGUUACCGGAAAUCAAGUCUCUUCUGACCCUCAGAGGAAGACAUUUCCAUGCCACCGAGAAAUUCGAUGAAAAGUCUCCCUUCUGGUGUCUGAAUGAUCUGUCUGAGGAGGAUGUCUGUGGAGUAAUGGCAAGAUCUGUUUGUGCCAAGUCUGCAUUUGAACUGUGGGGUCAUGGACACACACAUAGUGAGCUUAAAGAAUCCCUUCUCAAAUAUCCAACUGAAAACAUGUUACCGUACCUGCAGAAAGACUCAUCAUACAGAAUUAAUGUUUUCACCUUCAACAAAACCCUUGAGUUUGCAGAGAGAAUUAAGAAAAUUGAUGCACUGGAAUACCUUCCAUUUGAAGGCACAGUGAGUUUGAAGAACCCACAGCAUGUCUUCUGUUUACUGGAGGAUUAUGGCAUUGAUCCAAACAACAUUCCAGAUGACCCUUUCUACAUAUACUUUGGUCGUUGGAUAGCAGAUGGACAACGGGAGCUGAUCCGAUCCCACAGCGUGAAGAACAGACACUUCAUUGGAAACACUAGCAUGGAUGCUGGACUCUCUUUCAUAAUGACCAACCAUGCAAUGGUCAAAGAGAAUGACCUUGUGUUUGACCCAUUUGUGGGAACUGGGAGCUUGCUGGUAGCGUGUUCCCAUUUUGGGGCGUACGUCUGCGGCGCUGAUAUCGACUACAACACUAUUCAUGGCCGUGGAAGGUCGAGUCGUAAAGACCAGAAGUGGCGGGGGCCUGAUGAAAACAUCCGGGCCAACCUGCGACAGUAUGGAACAGAGAAGAUGUAUGUUGAUGUGAUGGUGUCUGAUGCUUCCAAACCUGUGUGGAAGAAGGGGCCUCUGUUCGAUGCCAUCAUUACGGACCCUCCAUACGGCGUUCGUGAGUCAACCAGAAGAACCGGCUCCCACAAGGACCAUAACAAACCAGCCGACGGCAUAUAUGCCGAGUCACACGUCCCUGUCUCACAGUCCUACCACUUGAGCGACAUCUUCACUGACCUGCUCAACUUCUCUGCGGAGCACCUGGUCAUGGGUGGAAGACUGGUUUACUGGCUGCCGAUUUACAGACCGGAGUACACUGAGGAGAUGAUUCCUCUUCAUCCCUGUCUGCGGCUGGUCAGCAACUGUGAGCAGACGCUGUCCAGCCAUACGUCUCGACGCCUCAUCACCAUGGAGAAGAUCAAGGAGCCAGAGGACUCGGACAGUGUGGCUCAUCUAUCAGACCCUGGCUUCAAACCCUAUCAGGCUCACAAUGCUUUCAGGGAGAAGUAUUUUAGUGGAGUCAACAAAAAGUUCGGCAAGGAAGACGUCAAUGGAGAGUGAUUGAUCCAAGCUUUGCGAAGUUUGCUGAUAUUUUGUAAUGAUAUUUUACACUCUUUUGAGAAUCAUUUUUAUCCUGAUCGUGUUUUGAAAUAAAU
Synchiropus splendidus (mandarinfish) is the source of this 1481-nucleotide messenger RNA. It is a transcript of the gene trmt11, whose product is annotated as tRNA methyltransferase 11 homolog. The transcript has 13 exons. Gene Ontology annotation, cellular component: cytoplasm. Gene Ontology annotation, biological process: methylation. Lineage: Eukaryota; Metazoa; Chordata; Actinopteri; Syngnathiformes; Callionymidae. Gene Ontology annotation, molecular function: nucleic acid binding. Bases 1 to 1386 code for a protein of 461 amino acids. The record is from RefSeq and is a predicted model, not a curated record.